Penicillium arizonense is the source of this 492-nucleotide messenger RNA. RefSeq names its product GFA family protein. The record is from RefSeq and is a predicted model, not a curated record. NCBI's taxonomy places the organism in Eukaryota, Fungi, Ascomycota, Eurotiomycetes, Eurotiales, Aspergillaceae. The coding region runs from base 1 to 492 and encodes 163 amino acids. Gene Ontology annotation, molecular function: carbon-sulfur lyase activity. The transcript is spliced from 3 exons.
AUGCCCAUGAAACUCGAAGGAAGCUGCCAAUGCGGCGGCAUUCAAUUCACCCUUCAAUCGCAGACUCCAGUGCCAUACCAGCUCUGUGCCUGUAGCAUCUGCCGUAAAGUAGGUGGAUACCUGGGCGCUGUGAACCUAGGUGGAAUCGCAGACAGCAUGAACAUCACCAAGGGCAAAGACCUCAUCAAGAAAUACAACGCAAUCAAGGACCGCGGAACACCAAACGAAGAGCUCUGCGACUCUGAGCGCAGCUUCUGCUCGAAUUGCAGUACCAUGCUCUGGGUAUGGGACCACCACUGGCCUGAACUCAUCCAUCCAUUUGCUUCCGCAAUUGAUACGGAGUUGCCGGUGCCGGAUGAAAUGGUUUGCAUCAUGGAGGGAUCUAAGCCGGCUUGGGCGCGGUGGCCGGAGGGGAAGAAGAGCGUGCAUAAGCUUUAUGGUAAGGAUAGUCUUGAGGGGUGGCAUAAGAAGCAUGGUCAUUUUGUUGAGUAG